Messenger RNA from Pseudophryne corroboree (corroboree frog), 1835 nucleotides. RefSeq names its product putative nuclease HARBI1. The transcript has 6 exons. The record is from RefSeq and is a predicted model, not a curated record. Lineage: Eukaryota; Metazoa; Chordata; Amphibia; Anura; Myobatrachidae. The coding region runs from base 97 to 1233 and encodes 378 amino acids.
GUAGGUGCUUGUUUUUGGGUCAUAUAACCCUUUGCUAUUUAUUUGGAUUGGUGUGCUAGGGAACACCAAGUUUUCCUUUCUUUUGGAGCAGAAAAAAUGUACGCUCCUGCAUGUGUGAUGUCAAUAUAUAUUGCAGCAGAAGCCCUACCUCCCCAACCCACGCCAGCACUCCCACCCCAACCGCAAGCCCCACAACCGGCUCCUCAUCAACCAAGGCAACGGAGGCGUGCUAGGCCACCAAUUUUCCGAACCCGUGUCCUACUUUUUGGGAUGCCAGAUGAUGUGGUGGUGCGUAGAUACCGGCUGCCACCACAUCUAAUCCUAGACACUCUCUCCAUAAUAGAGAGUGAUCUGGAGUCUGAAAUUCGGUAUCCUACAGCAAUACCACCAUUGACACAAUUCCUUGCAGUGUUAAAUUUUUUGGCUACAGCCUCAUAUCAGCAUGUUGUGGGAGACCUGGUUGGCAUGUCGCAGGGCCAGUUCAGUAAGGUCCUGCGGCGUGUCUGCCAGGCUUUCCUAAAGCGGGUGAAGCAGUUCAUUGAUAUGCCUUUGGAUGUUGGUGCCCUAGAUGUGGUGAAGCGGCAAUUUGCGGAAGGUGGUAGUCGCUUCCCACAUGUUAUUGGGGUUGUGGAUGGCACACAUGUUGCUAUUCAGCCACCAAGACAUAAUGAAGAAAUUUUUAGAAACAGGAAACUGUUUCAUUCUCUGAAUGUAAUGGUUGUUUGUGGGCCAUCCCUCCAGAUCCUUUCCCUGAAUGCAAAGUUUACUGGAAGUUCCCAUGAUGCAUAUGUCAUUAGACAAUCAGGGAUAUGGCAGAGAUUAAGAUCAAGUCAACGAGCAGACAUGUGGUUAUUGGGAGACCGUGGAUAUCCUUGCACCCCCUGGCUCAUGACUCCUUACCGUAAUCCCAGGCCAGGACCACAGAUGGCAUUUAACUCCGCGCUUACUGCCACUAGGCAGCUGGUGGAGCGCACAAUUGGUGUCCUUAAAGGGCGGUUUCGUGUGCUCCACCGCACUGGUGGCGACAUCAUGUAUUCGCCGGAGAUGGCAAGUAAAAUAGUGGUCCUGUGCGCAAUACUACAUAAUAUCGCGGUAAGGAGUAGUGUAGAGCUUCCUCAGGCAGAGGAAUUGCCUGAUGAGGAGCCAGGGGUUGGUCUACGCUUCGGUGGGGGGAGUGUGACACGGAGGGGGAGCCAAGUGAGGGCAAGAAUUGUUGCAGAAUAUUUCAGCUGAAUGAUCACACGAACUGUGGACAACAACAACGGCAAAACUCACCACCCCCUUCCCCUUCCCACUCCCCCUCACCUUCACACUCCCCCUCCCCUUCUCACUCCCCCUCCCCUUCUCACUCCCCCUCCCCUUCACAGUCCCCCUCAGCUUCCCAGUCCACCUCAUCUUCCCAGUCCACCUCAGCUUCCCAGGCCCCAUCAGCUUCCCUGGCCCACUCCACUUUCCAUUCCCCUUCUCACCACACCUCUCCAUCUCUUUCUGGGACCCCUUCUCCUCCUUCCCAUACCCCUUCUCCUUCUAAUUCUACAUCCCAAUCUGAACCCCCCACACCCUCUAUUGCCUUAACUUUCUCUCCGCCCCCCUCGCCCUCUCAAUCAGACCCCCCCUCUGAAAUUGGCAACCAAAUCCAGCCUCCUUCCCCCAUCCAGCCUCCUGCCCCAAUCCCUCCUCCUUCCCCAAUCCCUCCUCCUUCCCCAAUCCCUCCUCCUUCCCCCAUCCAGCCACCUUCCCCCAUCCAGCCAACAUCCCCACCCAGUGAAUGGGCAGAGGAAGCCCCUGCAGACCGGUCCGGGAGUCUUGAGGUUGCCGUGGAAAGUAAGUUUUGU